Molecule: messenger RNA, 1163 nt
Organism: Heterotrigona itama
Lineage: Eukaryota; Metazoa; Arthropoda; Insecta; Hymenoptera; Apidae
Source: the annotation of a GenBank genome assembly
AUGUUCGCACAGCGUGUUAGCACGUUCCUUACGGUGACCUUGAGCCUUUUCGUCGGAGCGUCGAUCCAAGGUUUAGUCCAUUUUUCACGCAAUUAACCGACUUUUCUCUUGUCGAGCUAUAUAUCUGACUCUUUUUGCACGAUUGCAGUCGCUCAAUAUGGAUCAUCCUGGCACACUAGUUCCGCGACCAUUGUCAGCACGUACAGUGCAUUCUCUAAACAGAAGACUGCUGCUGAAAUAGGAGGAUAUAUUGGCUUGAUGCACAUAAACAUCACGUAUAGGCUGCUACCAAGCAGCGACAAUCCAAUGGAUGACGUGGAGUAUAACGAAAGAUUCUGGUGGAGGAGUACUGGAGAGAUGACGAGCGCCUUCAAGCAAGCAUUGAACCAGGGUGCACCGUUCCCUAUAGUUUCUCUAGCCGAAUACUUCAGCCUUCAUCAAGAAGGUUUUUCGUGGGGAAGCAAGACGUCCUUUGCCUCUUGGAUCAUGAUGAAUCUGUUAUUAAUAGUCGUGCCACGAUAUGGCGCCUACGGUAUGAUCUUCACCGGGAUAUGUAUGCUCCUGACUAACUUAAUCUACUGGACACUUUUACCUUGCGAACCUCUCAUUGCGCAUAUCGAAGGUUCCAUUCUUGCAUUUAACCUGGGAUGGAAUUAUUGGCUUGUUUUGUAUCGGAUGCAUGUUCGCUGGAGUGAUAAUUACGGCGAUAGAUAUGAUUUUCCCUCAUCAAUUUUCCACCAUAUUGGAGGUUGAUUAUGAUACACCGUAUGACAGGCACGUCAUCAUAGAGGAGAGUUUCGAUACAAGAAAUAUCAGGCGGAGACCUAAAAUUGAGGAUUCAUUUGGUGAUCGUAUAAUAAGUCAGUUGUCGUCAAAAUUGCAAAACAGACACGAUACCAAGGAGGAGACACAAGGUGUGAUAAAUCGAGGAUACACGUCGCACGAAUGUUCAGAAUUUCACCAUGAAUCUAACGAAGAUUCGACGAAGAGCAACUGGUCCUAUCCAUUUCCAUCGUCCUCACGUAGACCGGUCAAUGGUUGAUUUCCUUAUAAAUAUUAUUUAACAAUCUAUUGUUAGUAAAUUCCUCGAUAUAUUUUAAUAGAAGUUUACUUAGAACUGUAAACUCAGACCCAAAACUCCUAUGGAGAAAGGAAGGGAAUAA